Parastagonospora nodorum SN15 is the source of this 348-nucleotide messenger RNA. RefSeq lists its product as hypothetical. NCBI's taxonomy places the organism in Eukaryota, Fungi, Ascomycota, Dothideomycetes, Pleosporales, Phaeosphaeriaceae. The transcript has a single exon. The coding region runs from base 1 to 348 and encodes 115 amino acids. The record is from RefSeq and is a predicted model, not a curated record.
AUGCUCUCUUUCAACUUGAACGUCCUCGUCACUCUGACAACUCUUUCGGCCUGGGGCAAUGCCUAUACAAUGACCCAUUACACCGGCAUACAAUGUCGUGGUGGAGGACUCGGCAAAGCAGAUGUUAAUCCCACUUCUGGCUGUCAACGAGGCUUUGCUGGAAAUGCCGCAUCAGUCGUAGUCAGGGCUGCCGACAACGACAAGGACUUUGGAAACGCAGUCGUCUUUUUUAGCGGCUCUGACUGCAAUCCUAAAGAUAUUAUGAACAACGGCGACGGGUUCAGCGACGAUGGUUGCUUUACUGCCAACUAUGGCAGUUAUGAAGUCUGGGAGUUGUGGAAGGUUUAG